AUGAGCAAGGCUUGGUCUUCGAAGCAGGUGGUACCAGACGUUGUGGACGAUGCUCCUCCUGAAAAACUAACUGUAAAAUAUCCCGAAGUCACUGUCAACGAAGGCAAUAUCGCGAAACCAAAACAGGUGAAGAGUCCACCAGAGGUUUCUUGGACAGUAGAAGGCGACGCCUUGUAUACCAUUUGCAUGACAGAUCCAGAUGCUCCGAGUAGGAAAAAGCCCUCUGCUAGAGAAUGGCAUCACUGGUUGGUGGUCAAUAUACCAGGAAAUAGCGUUGACAAAGGUGACACAUUAUCGGAAUAUGUAGGAGCAGGUCCUCCUCAGGGCACAGGACUCCACAGAUAUGUCAUCCUGGUAUACAAACAACCAGGAAAGAUCAACCCCAGCGAAAAAAAGAUCACCAACAGGCAAGGGCAAGGGAGAGGCAAGUUUUGCAUAAGAAAAUUCGCCGAGAAGUACAACUUAGGACAACCCAUUGCUGGGAACUUCUUUGAAGCCGAGUUUGAUGAUUACGUUCCAAAAUUGCAUCAACAACUUGGAUAA
Anoplophora glabripennis (Asian longhorned beetle) is the source of this 543-nucleotide messenger RNA. RefSeq names its product protein D2-like. Bases 1 to 543 code for a protein of 180 amino acids. The record is from RefSeq and is a predicted model, not a curated record. Lineage: Eukaryota; Metazoa; Arthropoda; Insecta; Coleoptera; Cerambycidae. The transcript has 2 exons.